This is a messenger RNA of Colletotrichum truncatum, 1977 nucleotides long. RefSeq names its product mRNA export factor mex67. NCBI's taxonomy places the organism in Eukaryota, Fungi, Ascomycota, Sordariomycetes, Glomerellales, Glomerellaceae. The record is from RefSeq and is a predicted model, not a curated record. Gene Ontology annotation, biological process: poly(A)+ mRNA export from nucleus. Gene Ontology annotation, cellular component: nucleus. Gene Ontology annotation, molecular function: RNA binding; protein binding.
AUGGCGCCUCCCCGAGCUCCCCGAGGCGCGGCUUCUCAGCCUGCGCGCGAAACUCGCAACUCUACAUUGGGCGCUAAAUCGCGAGGCGGCGGUGGCAUUCAAAAGCGAAGAGGAGGCAGAACUACCACUGAUAAAGACGGUGAUCUCGACAUGGGUAGCGGCGCUGGUGGAGGCGGCGGCGGUGCCCGCCGAACAAACAACAAACCAGCUGCGGCUGAUUCCAAUAAUUCCCGACCCCAAAGAUCGACAAGAUCUGGCGGCCCCCCGACCAAAGCGGGCUCGAAAGUGCAUCAAGCAAUUGCUCGGCACUUGAAUACCGGCGACGGAGCAGACCUGGUGUCAAAGAGAAAGCCGCAAAGCGGCGGUCUUGUAUGGCUGAGCGUGAAGGGCUUGAAGGAGAGCAGAGCCGCGAGCAAUGAUGACGGCGGUUUGCGGGACCUACUGACCUUUUUGGAACGGAAAGCCACGACCCUGUCCAACCGCAACAAACAGGUCGUUAUUAAGAAGUCAAGUAUGAGAGGGGAAAUAGUCACUGUUGCAGCAAGCAAGGAGGAUGCGGAGGAGAUUCUUAAAGUCAAUACCUUUACCUUUGCAGGGGCAAAACUAGAAAUCACCGACAGCGAUGGAUCCAUUGCCAAGGCGAACGAGGCAUCUGCUGCGGCUCAGGAGACGAAGUCCAAGUUGACCAACAUCAUGUCACUCCGAUAUGACAUAGAAAACAAGCUUCUGAAGCUUGACGCUCUCAACCAGGACGAGGGGCUCAUCCAAAUGGGCAUGCUGGAGUCUAAGGAUCGGGCCGAGAAGCUUUUCAAGGUCAUGAUGAGGAUUUGCGACGACUUGUUCAAAACCCCACAAGCAAAGAUCGAUGCUAUCCACAGCAUUAGCCUUGCCAACAACGGUAUCGACACCGUUAUACAGGUUGAAGAAAUGGCAGACACAUUCCCUGAUCUCAAGAACCUUGAUCUCAGCGGAAACCAGAUCGCAAGCAUGGGUGGUUUGUCACGAUGGAAGGGCAAGCUUCGCAAGUUGGAGACUUUGUACGUGACAGGAAAUCCGCUUCCGCUUGGAGAUCCCAAAGUCAUGGCAGAGCUUUUACAAUUCUUCCCCAAGUUGCAAAAUUUGAACGGCGAGCAACUGACGCCGGAACAAAUCGAACAAAUCAAAGCAGCGGGCCGGCCGCAACCAAUUCCUCAACGCGGCCCUGAUUUCCGUGAUGCCAAUGGCAUUGGAGAGUCGUUUCUUCUCGAAUUUUUCGUGGGUUACGACAAUGACAGAACGAACCUGCUCGCCAAAUACUACGACGACAACAGCCAGUUCUCCCUGGCAGUUGACACCCACUCCAUUCGCGAGGAAAACCUGCCACCUCCUCUGCCGUGGGCUUCCUACAUCAAACAGUCACGCAAUCUCCAGAAGAUCACAACUCCUGCGGCUCGGGCUGCUAGACUGACAACCGGAAGGGAAGCUAUCUGGAACCAGUGGAACGACCUACCGCAAACAAAACACCCAGAUAUCAAGGCGGACAUUAGCAAAUACAUUAUGGACUGCCAUUUGCUACCUGGACUUGCCGACCCAUCUGGACAAACCGCAGGCGGCGUGGACGGCAUGGUUAUUUCUGUACACGGCCAGUUCGAAGAGUGUGACAAAGCGGGCAAGACCGGACUCAGGAGCUUCUCUCGCAGUUUUGUCCUCGGACCUGGCCGACCAGGCGCCAACCCAAUCCGCGUCGUGAGCGACAUGCUCUGCUUGAGAGCAUUCAACCCCCUUCCCAACGUGUUUGUCGCACAGGGCCAGGCCCCAUCUGCCCAGGAGCAGCAGCAGCGCCAGGCAAUGAUUGCGGAACUAUCGAAACAGACAACCAUGACCCCCCAAUACUCGGAGAUGUGUCUGUCCGAUGUUGCAUGGGACUUCACCAGGGCCUUGGCAGUUUUCCACGAGAAAAAGGCACAAUUACCAGCUGAAGCAUUCGCCAGUGUUUAG